Urocitellus parryii (Arctic ground squirrel) is the source of this 1966-nucleotide messenger RNA. Lineage: Eukaryota; Metazoa; Chordata; Mammalia; Rodentia; Sciuridae. The record is from RefSeq and is a predicted model, not a curated record.
AGGUGUCUGUGCUAUGGAGAAUCUGAAAACAAACCACAGGGAGAACGCUGAGAACCCUGAGAGCCAGGAAAUGGAACUGUUAACAUUUAUGGAUAUAGCCAUUGAUUUUACUGAAGAGGAGUGGGAGUGCCUUCAGCCUGCUCAGAAAAAUUUAUAUAGAGAUGUGAUGCUAGAGAACUAUAGAAACUUGGCCUUCCUGGAAAAAGGCCUAAAACAUAUGUUUCAWGAAGUGAUAAGUGCAAAAUAUACAAGUUGUGAUCUUGACUAUUUCCCACAAAAGAAAAUAUGGAAAACUACAAGUGAGAGUGAAUACCAGAAAUCAUAUAAAAAAUCAGGCCUUGUUCAUCACCAGAGAAUUUAUAUGGGAGAGAAGCCCUACAAAUAUAAAGAAUGUUGCAAAGCUUUUAGUAAAAAAAACCGUCUUAUUUACCACAGAGGAACCCACAAUGGAGAGAAGCCAUACAAAUGUAAAGAUUGUGCCAAAGCUUUUGGUCAAAAAUCAAACCUUAUUUGCCACAGAACAACUCACACUGGAGAGAAGCCAUACAAAUGUAAAGAUUGUGGCAAAGCUUUUGGUGAUAAAUCACACCUUAUUUACCACAGCAGAAAAUACACUGGAGAGAAGCACGACAAAUGUAAGGGAUGUGGAAAAGCUUUUGGUCGAAAAUCAAACCUUAUUUGCCACAUCAGAACUCACACUGGAGAGAAGCCCUACAAAGGUAAAGAGUGUGGCAAAACUUUUGGUCAAAAUUCAGACCUUAUUUACCACAGCAGAACUCACACUGGAGAAAAGUCCUACAAAUGUACAGAAUGUGGCAAAGCUUUUGGUAAAAAAUCAGUCCUUAUUUGCCACAUCAGAACUCACACUAGGGAGAAGCCCAACAAAUGUAAAGAUUGUGGCAAAGCUUUUGGUCAAAAAUCACACCUUAUUCACCACAGCAGAACUCACACUGGAGAGAAGCCCUACAAAUGUACAGAAUGUGGCAAAGCUUUCAGUAAAAAAUCAUACCUUACUUGCCACAGCAGAACUCACACUGGAGAGAAGCCUUACAAAUGUAAAGAUUGUGGCAAAGCUUUUGGUCAAAAAUCAGUCCUUAUUUGCCACAUCAGAACUCACACUGGGGAGAAGCCCAACAAAUGUAAAGAUUGUGGCAAAGCUUUUGGUCAAAAAUCAAACCUUAUUUGCCACAGCAGAACUCACACUGGAGAGAAGCCCUACAAAUGUAAAGAAUGUGGCAAAGCUUUCGGUAAAAAAUCACACCUUACUUGCCACAUCAGAACUCACACUGGAGAGAAGCCUUACAAAUGUACAGAAUGUGGCAAAGCUUUCAGUAAAAAAUCACACCUUACUUGCCACAUCAGAACUCACACUGGAGAGAAGCCUUACAAAUGUAAAGAAUGUGGCAAAGCUUUCAGUUUAAAAUCGCUCCUAAUUUGCCACAUCAGAACUCACACUGGAGAGAAGCCGUACAAAUGUAAAGAUUGUGGCAAAGCUUUUGGUCAAAAAUCAAACCUUAUUUGCCACAGAAGAACUCACACUGGAGAAAAGCCCUACAAAUGUAAAGAUUGUGGCAAAGCUUUUGGUCAAAAGUCACAACUUAUUUACCACAGCAGAACUCACACUGGAGAGAAGCCCUACAAAUGUAAAGAAUGUGGAAAAGCUUUUGGUCAAAAAUCAAACCUUAUUUGCCACAGCAGAACUCACACUGGAGAGAAGCCCUACAAAUGUACAGAAUGUGGAAAAGCUUUUGGUAAAAAAUCAGACCUUAUUAAGCACAGCAGAAUUCACAGUGGAGAGAAGCCCUACAAAUGUACAGAAUGUGGCAAAGCGUUUGGUCAAACAUCACACCUUAUUAAACACAGAAAAACUCACAGUGGAGUGAAGCCCUACAAAUGUACAGAAUGUGGCAAAGCUUUUGGUGACAAAUCAAACCUUACUCGCCACAGCAGAAUCCACUGUGGAUAG